Anisakis simplex (herring worm) is the source of this 1677-nucleotide messenger RNA. Lineage: Eukaryota; Metazoa; Nematoda; Chromadorea; Rhabditida; Anisakidae. The record is from the annotation of a GenBank genome assembly.
AUGGUUCGUACAUUCACUUGGAAUCCAUCAACACAGAGUGAAGGUUUGAAUUUUUUGACCGAUGAAACGAAUCGUUUGAAUCCGACGAUGAAUAAUUCACUUGGUACGAGGAACAGCACGAUUCAAUCUAAAUGGUUACUGCAACCGGUUAACAUUGGGGGUAAGCUUUACUAUGAGCCGAUUGCAGUUACUAGUGGUGAUCAAAAUGCGUUGAUGAGAGCAGCAAGAGAAGCUGCCGUAAAUACACACUCACUUCAUCCUGAUGAUCCUUCUCCUGGUCCGCUUAAUUCCUUCAUGCUCUCUCAAAGUACUUCAGCGUUACAUACACAGCCAUUGGAUAUCCAAUAUAAUGCUGCCACUCCUCUACCAGAAACCGCAAUGCCGCAACACAACAAACAAUCUACCGCUCCAAUCAGAAGUGCGUCACACCCAAGAGCUUCUUCAACAACCUAUAAUGCCCAACAGCAAGAGAAAAAGAGAUCAGAAGUAACGACUCCUGAAGAUCCACCAUGGGUCAUGGGUAAUCCUCAGCCAAGAUCUGGUGUAAGAGGUUCUCAAUCAUGGCGAAACGCAAACUCUUUUCGAAGUUCACCGAUGCAUUAUACACCUCCACCGAUCGUUAACUCUAGCGAUGUGAUUAACCCGUACUCAUCAAUGGAUUUCAUCAGUGCCACUGCAGCUUCACAAACACCAAUGCCAGCGACAAACUUCAUUAAUGAACCAAAAGCAACAACAAAUGAACCGUCAUUGCUAAAUGCGAAUGUAUCGUCGAUAAUCAAUUACGACCGUCUCCAUCACAAGAACAAUAUUGAUCCAGCUGAACAACACAAACGAGAUCUACUUAAACAGAUUGAGGAGAAUAAACGACGAAAAGAAGAGGAACGUGAAAAAGAGUUGCAACUUGAACGCAAAGAGGAGGAAAGAUUCGAAGAAUACAAACGAAAGUUGCAAGAAGAGUUGAGGAACGAAGAGGAGAAAGCGCGCAAAAGAGCGCUGGCAGCUGAACAGAAUGCGGCUCGAAUUCGAGUGCAACCAUCACAAAUGCAACAGCAACAACAUACAAAUGAAGACGUUUCCUCUCGACCCACUUCAAAAGAGUGGUGGGAACGAAAGCAAAUUUACAGCAACAACGAAUAUCCAAUUAGUCAAUCACCAGUUAUACCAGCUCUCAGAAAUCAGAAAAGAGAUAACUCCUCAUCAGGGCGAUCGCGUAACGAACGACCUUCGAUCGAAAGAGCAAUGUCACGUCUGAGUGUCAAUUCCCAUUCAGCUUCACGCAAUAACAAUAAAAACGACAGUAACUACGAUAUCGGACAAAGUGAGUUAGAACGUGAGGCGAUAAGAUCAAGGAGUUCAAUGCGACCUCAUCGAAACAGUCGAUCACUCGGACGAGUGCCAUCCACCGCUGAGUCGAUCGAAAGUCGGGUUGAGUGGUGGGAAAAGAAACGCGGCUACGAUAAUUUUGAAAGCAGUCAGGCGAGAAAAUCACCGAUUGUUCCUACCUUAAGGCCAAGGGAUGAUGAGAGUAACGUUGGAAGACGAGAAAGCAGUGCGAUCGAAAAUGACGAAAUAAGCUCACAACGCGUUCGUAGUAGCAGAAUGUCAUCAUCGAGACAGAUGAGGACACAUGAUUCGAAUCAUUCAAGACGUAAUCAGUCGACGACAGAUUCGAGCUGA